AUGUCACAGGAGCAUGACAAGUAAGUUGUCCUGACUCUCCACUUCUAGCCUGCACACCGGGCAGGUUGACUCUUAAUAUCUGAAAUACUAACUCUAAAUAUUUCUGGAGAUUUUUUACUUUGUUUUGUGCAUUUUUCCCUGAGCUAACACCUCACACGGACUUAACCAGCAGAGGUUAAACUGUUGCUCCACAUCUGACCUGUAGCUGUUGCAUGAUUUUUUUAAAGCUGUUUGUGAUAUUUGUUUCACUUCAGCAGUCAUUUGCUGUUAUUUUUCUAAAAGGUGAGUUAAGCUGCCAAGCGGGAGAGGAGAUUACAUCUCUGUCAUAGUUUCCCAUGGCUGUAACUCCGCUCAUUUCACCUGUCAUGUUCAAGCCCGUACAGGUGUAUCUCCACCUGUCGUGCGAGCUGCAGGCGCCUGUUAGAAUAAAAACCGUCCCGUGAUACCGACGGGGCGGUUUAGUGUUUGAUUUUGCUCUAAGCUCCAACAGUUCUGUGGACAGUCUUAAUGAUGUUUGUUCAGGAAUAAACAUGGAGCUCUGCUGUGAGCUGACAGCUAAAAAAAACCCCUCUCUGGUAGUGUUUAGGUGCUUCUUUAGGAGUUCACAUUAGCAGCAAAUACCUCAGAACAUUUUUUUAAAAGUCUUUAUUUUUCAUUUUUAAUACUUAGCCUAUUUUUUCUAUGUUUUUUGAGGGCAACGACAAGGAGACAUUUUAAGAGAGUGAAAUUGUACACCUGCUAGGCGUUGGCCCGACUACUUACACAGACAAUGUAAGCAAGCACAGAGCUAUACGAGGUUAUAUUUUUGCCUCUUUAUCACUAAUAUAUUAAACAUGAAAUAUAGAAGACCAGAUGAAGGCUUUUCUAAAAUAUCAGAAAUGAAAAAGCAGCUUUUUCUAUUUUCUUGCACAUUAAAAAAUGGCAUGUCUGUGUAUCACUGAUUUUAUUUCAGAGCUAUUAAAAUCUUUCCUCCCCUGUCUGACAGAACAAUCUCGUACUAACUUCUGUGUUUCCUGUCCUGUGAUUUUUAUUCCCACUCUAUAAUGGAUCUUAUCAGGUUGCUCCUUAUGAAUAGCACAAUUAGAUAUAGAAUUACUAAUGAUCACUUAGCUUUGACUAUUCAGAGAAGAAAAGCUGCAUUUGUUGUAGAUACUGGACAUAGAAACUGAACCAGACCGUUAACACUUUAUCUUAAUAACCUUGUUGUCUUCAGGAAAAAAAAAAAAAACUGCGGAUGGAUGUUGGGGGGAUGAUUAAAACUAUGUUCAGCUUUCCAAAAAUUUCAAAGGGAAAGCUGACAAUUUAGAGGAAACCGUGUUGACAAAGAGCUUUAGUGAAACUCUUCCCAGUCUUAAGGCUCAACACAUCUGAGUAAAUAGAGCCUGAGCAAAUAUUAAAAUUUACUGUAAAUAAGCCAAGUCCACUGUUGAAAUGUUCCUCAAUGUCUUCAACAUUUUGAAACUGAGUAGCUACAUUUCCAUUUUGAAUACAGAGCUUUAAUAAAAAACUUUUACGGCAUUUAAGUCUAUCGCCAUUUGUCCAAGUCACUUCUGCCUCAAAAGGCAGUGAAGGAGGAAGGAGGGUAGGAAAGCCAACGGCCACGCACAAAAAACUUUUUUUUCCCCGAUCAUGCUGUCAUAAGAAAACAGUACCUGUAUACAUGCAGGAAUGCAGCCGGGUGGCACACGUCACUUGUGGUCACCUUCUUAGCCAAUGAGAGCACUGUCCUGGAGUCGUCUGUCAGGAUGAGCCUGUAGAGCAUCUUUCUGUUGAGACGCCUUGGUGGUUCGAUGGUCGAGAUUUGUUGCACAAUCAUUGAAAAUCCUGAACAACAGGUCUCGCAGAUGAAGAACAUCUAUGUGUUUAUCUUUGGCUCUUAUAACCUGUCUGUCUGUUUUGAACAAAGCUGUGAUUUCAGUAUGAAGUCAGUGAGGAGAAUCAAUCUGGGCGAUAAUAAAUCAUAAAUCUGCCCGUUUAAUAUUUCCAAGUAGAGCUCAUUCAGUGUAUUUUGAGUAAAACCUUUACUUUUUGCUUCUUCUUUGCAGAGGGUACAAUUACUAAAUGAUGACAGAAAGCAGAUUUACCCAUUAAGAAAGGAAUCAACAUCUUUACAACCAAUGUAAAUAAACAAUCCUGUCUUUUCACAGUAAGCGUGCAGUCCUGGUUCUGCAGAAUGAGCCGGGUUAUGGCGGCCAGCGUCGCCCCUUCACUACGGAAGAUGAAGCCUGGAAAUCAUUCUUGGAGAACCCCCUGACAGCUGCCACCAAGGCCAUGAUGAGCAUCAACGGAGAUGAGGACAGCGCUGCAGCUCUUGGCCUGCUCUAUGACUACUACAAGGUAUGUGACUAAAAAAGGACUUGUAUCACCAUGCAAAGAUCAGAACUGACUCAGAGUUGUGUCAGGGGAUAAGGUACCAAAUCUUUGCAGGCUUUACCCCUAUGAUCUUUCCAUGCGCUGACAUCAGUCCAUUUAGUAACAUCUGUGAGGCAGAGCGUAUGUCAUGUAACUGAUCCCAUUGCUCGUAUAGACAGCAGGAUGACCCGUGUUGUUGGAUGUGAUGUGGUCAGAUGCUGAGCGGCUGUGUUUACCCUCAUAUACAGGUGCCCAAAAGAACAAUAGCCCAGGGCAAGCCAGAAGCCCUGGUCUGUGAUGAUCCCAACAAAAGGUAAGAGACAGCGACUCUCCUAAUACAACCCCCCUUGAUAAAAUAAAAAGGACAGUGGAGGAGAAUCAGAGCGUGAAAGGAAUUGAAGGAUACAAACUCUGUUAUGUUCCCUAUUUUUUGUAAUAGACCUUAUUUUUAGCUUGAGACUUGAGUUUUAGUUAAACCUCAAGUCUUACAUGUGACACUAUUUCUAACUGACAAAUUUGGAGAGACACUUGAGAUUAAAGUCAAGACAAUUUAAACAAAAUCAUACAUAAAAACACAAAACUAAUAAAUAGAUUGUUAUCUCCUAUAAGGAGUAAGGAAAAUGAAGCAUUAGAGAAGUUUGGUGUCUUGAAAAUGACAUGUUUGUGCUCGUAUCAGAGUUUUUGGUAAUCACAGACCAGGAACUCUGGUUAUCAUGAAGCUUUUUCAUAGAUAAAACAAUAUAGCUGGAGGAAAUUAAACAUUGCAUGUGCUUUUUCCCUUUGUUUUAGACACCAGAUCCAGGCUGGACACCCAAUAGCCCCUCUUCAGGAGGCCGGUAUGGAAAGCAGGAUCCAGGUCCUGAAGGGACCCUUCAAUAUUCUUCAAUUGGCCCAGGACAAGAGGUCCCAGUUCCCCUCACCAGGUCUGUCCUCAUGCAGUAACACAAACAGACUUGAGCAGCUGAGAGAUAUAAAACCUGAUGGUCGCUUUGUUUAUUCUCUCAGAUACGACCGUCACAGUUUCCAUCGCCGCUGUUCCAAACUAUCCACCUGUAAAGACGGAGGUGCCCAGCCAUGGCUUCUCAGUCACCAUUCCCAACAACUGCACUGAAACCGACGGCCACGUGAGCGUCUUUGACCGCCAGAUCGCUCACAACGCCGUCCAGUUCAGCCCCAGCACCCAGUCCAGCACGCCCCCUGACUCCACUUUCUCUGAGAGCUACAAGGACAGUUCCCAGGAGGUGUGUGUUUCGAUCCCCCCUUUUUUUAAAAACCCAGCUAAUACUCUCCCGCCUACCAACCCCCCUUCCUGCUUAUUUUUCCUCGUCUCCUCUCUCAGAUCUCUCCUAUCAGACAAUAGGAUAUUCACCCGAUCCCAUGGAGCCAGCGGUGGGCUCAGCCUUCCCCUGGUUUUAUUUGAACAUGCCAAAAUAGCGACCAGUGUGUUAUUAUGCUAUUGUCUCAGCAACACAAUAAAGUGCUGUACUUUUCUCCUACAAUAGCCAAAGCCUUUUCUCUGUGCUCUUUCUCCAUUUAACCUGGAGGGGAUUUACUUCAGAAAAGAGUAACCUAACAAAACCCCGGUACAGAAGAGGGGAGAGUGAAGAGGGGGGAGGUAACAUGAGGGAAGAGCAAACAGAAUAAAAGGAAUACUGGUUAAGAAAAACAUGGAUGAAAAACAUUUUAAAUGAUGAGAAGAGACAAAAGAGUGAAAAUCCCUGAGAAAAGCACACUACUGCUUGGAUAAAUUGUAGAAAUAAUCUUUUGUGUUGUCUUAUCAUAUAUGUUUUCUCUGUCCUGCAGGUGUUUUCCUUCCCAGGGGAUCUCCAGUUACGUAUGGCCUCCAUGACGCCCGAGGAGUAUCCUCAUUUUGACACCGUGCCGGGGUAAGUCGCACCGCUGCCGGCCCACCGCCUGGCUUCCACCGCCAUUCAGCUUUUGACACAAAACCACAGAAUGGCCUCAUUCAUUGUAGUCGCAGGGGAGACACCAGACUUGCUGAUGUGUGAAAGACAAGAGCCAGCACACACGAGUGUUAUCUGACAACACAGCGAUUUAAGGCUAAGAUUUAGCCACAGCUGUUUAAUUGAGGUGCCAGAUUACACUGUAAAAAGUAGAAAACAAUUGUGGUAUACUAUUUAGUUUUACAACACCAAUCAAUCAUUCAGCUUUUAUUCAUACGUCACAGCUUAAGUUUACCAAUGACACUGAAAAUGCAGAUCAGGUUUGGAGGAUGCUUUUUCACUUUUAUUCAAAGUGAUCUAGCAUUAGAAAGAAAGACAUUAAAGAGAGAGAGAAUAAAAGACAUACAAAUAACCAAACACAGGGUUAGCAUUAAAUUAAAGGAAAGUAGUAAAGCCUCACCGCAGCAAUGCUCACAUUUGCAUCGCCACUACAAUAAUGAUAAACUCAGCACAACAGAUUUUGAUGAUUGUUUUAAAGGGACAUGACUGCCAAAAUAAAUAAAAAAAACAAUGAAUAUGAUAGAAACCCAGUGGAUCAAGUUCCUUUCAGUCUAGGCCUAAAGCGUUAUUACGAGGCUGGUCCAAGACAACACUUUAAAGUGGCAAGGGUAACUGCGAAGUUUAUUUCAAGACAGAGUGGUCUUGUUGUUAAUUUUCCUGUUUUUUCACUGUUUUUUUAGGAAUAAUUUCGAGUACACACUUGAGGCGUCCAAGUCUCUGCGUCAGAAGACUGGCGAUGGCACGAUGACAUACCUCAACAAGGGCCAGUUUUACCCGAUCACACUCAGAGAGGCCGACAACAAAGGUCUUCAGCAGCCCAUCACCAAAGUCAGGGUGAGAAGGAAACAAAAAUAAAGAGAUGGAGUUAAAAUGACUGAAAAUAAUCUCAUGCUUCAUAUCAUUGAAACAUGUUAAUAUCUUUUUUUUUAUGUCCAGAGUGUAGUGAUGGUGGUUUUUGGGGAGGAGAAGUGCAGAGACGAUCAGCUGAAACACUGGAAGUACUGGCACUCCAGACAGCACACUGCGAAACAGCGGUGUCUGGAUAUUGGUAAGAAGUUUUAAAUGUUCAGCUGAGUCUGUUGAUUGAUACUCCUGUGUCUGCAGCUUUUGCAGGACCUGACAGGAGAAGGUGUGUUGGUUAGUUGUGACUGUUAGAAAGGGUUUGUUUAGGGAUUAAUUCAACAGCCUUUCAAAACCGCAGCGAGUCAUACAAUAAAUAAAAGUUUCUCCACUGGAGUGUUGAUUUGAUUCUGACUGCUUGUUUGUUUAGUUUAGCUGCGGGUCUCAUUCUGCAGCUAAAAUAGGCUCCUGACUCUUGUUUGUUGUUACAGCUGACUACAAGGAGAGCUUCAACACAAUCGGCAACAUUGAGGAGAUUUCCUACAAUGCCAUUUCCUUCACCUGGGACACCAACGAGGAGGCCAAAGUAAGACAAGAAAAAGACACACACACAUAGAGACAAAGACAUGCUUUUACAAGGGUGCAGGAUUUGUGGUUUUCCAGGUUACAUACACUAUCCUGUCUUAAAUGUCAAGUUUGAAUCUUGAACUUCUCACCUUUACGAAUGAAAACAGACUGCUCUCCUUUUUAAGGCGGUCCUUUGUGGUUUCAGCCAUUCAAAAAUGAAGGUGUCACAUGCUGGCACCCCUUUGUCAGGGAUUAUCAGCCACUUUGUUGCUCUAAAAUGAUCGUUAAAGAAAAUUGGGGCUUAAAAAGAAGAAGGGGUCGUGUCAAUGCCUUCUGUGUGUUUGGUCUUGUUGCACAGAGACGUGUGUGCAAUUCCCACUCUUGCAUAUACAUUCUUGACUUGUCCAACCUGCCUGUUACCCCUAUUGUAAUGCUGCGUGUCAAAGUAUUUUUGCACACCAGACAACAGCAACAAAGAACUGAGGAAUGAGGAAACUCUCAGGGGGGUGGGAUGACGGGAUUGGACGGCAGAGAAAUAAAAUCCUGUCGAACAGUUAGGUGACAGAGAGGAGGAGCUUCUGUCCCGAGUACGACUGACAGGCUAACAAACAGACAAAGAGACAACAUAACUCUGCAGCUCGUCUCUGGCGUCUGUCUCUGUGUGGGCUGCACUCAAAAUAAAUAAAGUCACAUGACCAAACCUCUGUCACCCAGACCAGGAUGUUAGGUCUAACUGUCCCAUGACUCAAGGCCAGAGGAUGUUCAUCCUUGUGUGUGUGUUCAUUACUUCUGCGUGUGUGUGUGUGUGUGUGUUUUGGAAGCACCGCCCUGUCACAUUGUUUGAGCAUCUUAUUAUUGAUGAUUGAUCUCAUUAGUUUGCCUAAGACGUAAGCAUGUGCCAUCGCCGUGGGGCAAUCCUUGUAGUUUUUACAGUAUGCAUUUGCAGUGUUCAUAUAACAGUCAACCCUUUGGGUCAAAUUUCUAGCAUCAUUAAUUUAAACAAAGAAACCAUAUUUUGAUUGCUUUGCCUCUCUUUGCCUUACAAAAAAGACCAAGGAUCUUAUAAAAUCUGCAAUUUUUUGUUACUGUUAAUCCCUCUAAACAUUAGCUUCAAGGUUUUGAAAAUAUUGUUUAUCUAUCAAUAUAAUCAAACAGUCUUGCAUUAUAUUUCCACCUAACAUCACUUUAUUUAAUAUUACUUUUAUGGCUUUUGGAUGAAAGGUGAGUAUACCAAAAUCAGCCAUUGUAAAUACAAAUAAUUUAUAUAUUUGCAGUAUCCUUAUAAAGAAAAGCUUUUGUAGUCUAAAAGCAGAAUGAUAAAAUAGUUGGAGAUGAUAUUUUAGCCAAACAUCAGCUCUUUAAACUAGUCCUUGCUGCAAAAAUAUACAAAUCAAGUAUUGACCAAUAAAAAGACAGACUCUAGAUGCUUUUGAUGAAUUAAUUCUAAAAAAUACAUUCAAACAGAGUAUCCGAUUUCAGCUUUUUACCAAUAUUAAUAUUGCACUUGAUAUCUGCUACCGACCCCCUGAAUCUUCUCCAUAAGAUGUUUCUGAAGACCAUUUUGAUGGUGUGUGCUGUUAACACAAUGGGUGCCCCUGAAACACGGAAACAAAGGAGCUUUCCGCAGAAGGAAAUAUUUCAGGCUUUGAUUACUGAAUUCAACCAGAAGAGGGCAGCACAGGCUGAUGAGUGACAACAGAGACAGGAGAAAGGCCCUAAGUAUUUCACAAUGAUGCUAAUAUGAUAUAUGUAUGAUCCAGAGGAGGAGGUUAGGCGUCAAGCAUACUUAAGUUAUUUUGUUUCCAAAUGAAAUAUUCAGAUGUUUUGGAUUUUAAAUUUUCUAUCUUUGCACAGUUGAUCCUCAUUUGUCUUAUUUUCCUUCUUCUCUUUGCAGAUCUUCAUCUCUGUCAACUGUCUGAGCACAGAUUUUUCCUCUCAGAAAGGUGUGAAGGGUCUUCCUCUGAACCUGCAGAUUGACACCUACAGCUACAACAACCGCAGCAACAAGCCCAUCCACCGCGCCUACUGCCAGAUCAAAGUCUUCUGUGACAAGGGGGCCGAGAGGAAGAUCCGGGACGAGGAGAGGAAGCAGUCCCGUAGGAAAGGAAAGGUUGCUGAGCUGAACCCCGGCCUUGCCUGUGAGUCAUGAUGUGUACAUGAAGGUCCCUGACACCGCAUUGAUAUAAGCAAGGGUCUUUUUUUAACAUUAUCCCUACCAUUCACGUAAUCUAAGAGUAUUAAAAUUAGCAAUGGAUGUAAAUCACAAUGUUUAUUAAGAUACAGAAUAUUUACUUUCUUUGGAUAAAGGGAUUAUACCUGUGAACAUCCAAAAUUAUUUUGUAUUUAACUCAAUUAUGUGGCUGUUAAUCACUACAUAAAAUAUCAUUUACCUAUUCAGUUUAAGUUACAAUCUCUCAAACCUGAUAACAUAAAGACUUCUAGAUAAUCUCUUUUGUCCUAAUGCUGCAUAAUUGAUAGAAUACUUUUCCUGAACAAUUCAUUUUAACUGAGUAGUAUGAAAAGUACACACAUGGUAAAAGUUACUCUACUUUGCUGCUCCUCUUAGCACAAAUUUAGCUUUUUGUCUUAUAGUUUGGCCCAUUAUUUUGCUUACUAGCGCUCAAUUGUGCAGCUCAGUUCAGUAACUGUUUUUAUUGGAAAGAUUAAGAAAGAAAGAAAGAAAGAGAGAGAAAACAAGAGGGAGAAAGAACCUGCUAUAAGCUAGCUGCCCUGCACAAUUAGCUGCUAGCUACAGGUCAUGACGUAGCAUUUACCCGCUCAUAAGUCAGGGGGUAACUGUGGAACAAACUUGAGUUAAAAAUAGAGUAAAUGUUGUCAUAGGUGCUUGGUAACAAACACCUGAAAAGAGUUGAUACCUCUCUGUGUUUACUUUAUGUAACAUGACAUACUUUUGCUAACUUUGCUGUAGCAUUUAUAUAAAGCUGUAAGUUAAUGGUCCAUGUGAAAUUUCAGUGUUAUGUUUACAUCUUACAAUCCUCAAGAUUUCUUUCUUUUUUUUUUUUUUUUAAACUGCUUUAAACUGGUUUGCCUUUCCCUUUCAGUCGUCGAUGUCAAAGUCCCUCUCCUGCAGAAACGGAAUGAUGUGACCAUCUUCAAAAUGAUGACUGACUUCGAGACUCAGCCUGUCCUCUUCAUCCCUGACAUUCACUUUUCUACUUUUCAGCGCCAUGUGAGUGCCAGAUUAAGACACAGAACUCCUUAUACAGUCAGCUCUGUACAGACCAGCUCAUAUUUCUGUCAUUUUCACCAUUACCAGAGAUCUUGAUACAUUCAUGCACCCUAUGUGGCAUCUUAGGUUUCCUAUAAACCAAUUUUAUUUUUCUGCCUCCACCUACUCACAGACCAGCUGGGUCGAGGUGACCUGCGUGCUUGCUAGUUGGCAGGAACAGACAGUUCUAGUUUCCUGCUCUGAUAGGAGGCCCACAUAGUCACAGCAGUAUUUUAGACUGCUUAAUCACAGGAUGAAUCAUUUACCAGUGAGUCCAAACAAACAAGAGGAGCUCAGAAGAUCCAAUAUUAAUGUGUCUGUUCUGACAGAGACUUUGUUCGGUCAAAAAAGCUGCAGAUAUAUGCAGAUGUUGGUAUUUUAAAGCAUGUUUACAGUCUGUCAGGUUUUUAUCAACGCUGGCCAGCAGACCUUUUCUUUAUGACUUAACUCUGAGCUUUGUUCAGGUGUUCGUUAUUGUAAACUUUUCCAGCAAAUUUAUUUUGAGAGGCCUCUCAGGUUCUUGUUUUCUGUGAAUGAAGUGAUUGGUUGCUUUAUGUUUAAUAGACGUGAAAUUUCUAUUCAUUCAGAAAUUUGACUAUUUGUGAACUUUGAGCUCCCCCUGCUGGUCACAUUAGGGGCAGUCCCAGUACCUUAUCUCUCUUUGUCAUGCUCUCUGUGUGUUUACUUAGUAGACAGAGAGUCUAAAGGAGAGACAGGUGGUUAUUUUUGGUGUUCCCGAUGACAUUGAACCUGGCUGAGCUGUUAUCAGUUUCUGAUAAACUCUGGGUCCUCAGGGUUCCCUCUCAGAAUAGACUUCUAUUAACGGCAACAACGCCAAUCAAUACAGUCGCAGGGCAACAGGAUCAAAUAAUGUUGGCCUUCUGGGAACUGAAACAUCAAACAGUGUAUGUUUGAUUUAUUUCAUUCAUUAUUAAACACAAUUAGCUGCUGGAGGGGAUACAUGCACGUUUUUCAAUUGAUUUUAUUACGAUUCUUAGCUAGUUUUUUCUCUGUAUCUUGUGCAGCACUUUGAAACACUGCUAUUUACAUUUUAGGACUUUGUAUAAACUAAUAUACUCAACGCAGGAUUGAAAUGAAUAAGUGUGAUAAAGGUGGAAAAUGGUUCAACAUGAGAAACCUCUUGGACUCCCGUUUACUUUUCCUUUGACCUGAUUCUUCUGAGUUAGACCUGCAGCAGAUACAAAGUCAAAGUUUUAAACUUUAAUGGAAGACUUUAUAAUAAAAUCAGUGAAAUAAAUGUUAGCCACAGAUAUUUGCAUUUAUAUUUAUCAAUAUUCGUUGUUUUUUAACCUUUGAAGCCAUGGACAUUAAUGUCUUUGUUUGUUUCUCUUGCAGCCUUUCUCAACGGAAGAUGGAGAGGACAGGUGAGUUCACACAAGUCCUGAUUUUACAUGUACUUUUUCCACACUGGCUUGUUGAUAGCUUUGAACUGAGACAACCUUUGGCUCUUUCCAAGUGAAAGGCAUAAAGGGAUUUGUAUGCUGUUUCUAGGAAAUGCCUGUGGGCUAUAUGUGCAUGUGUGUGUAUCUGAGUUUGAGAGUGUUUUAUAGCCUGUUAGCUGGUUGUUAAAGAACAUUUAAGAAGUGAUUUGUGUGUAUGUGUGCGUGUUUCAACUGCAGCUCUGGCAUGAAGAGAUUACCCUUCAGUGAUGACGAGUUUGGCUCACCCCCGAACAAGAUAGCCAGGGCGGAGGAGCCAAAGAAAGGUACAACAUGUGUGUUGUUGUUGUUGUUUUUGUUGAGGUGAAAUGCUUUGACUCUUUACAUGCUGAUUAGUCGGGGGUCAGUAUGUUAAAGACUGCGCUCAUGCGUGUUCACGUGUGUGAGUUAGCUGUGAUCGGCCCGUGAGGACAACUGGCACCGACACACUCACACACACUCACACACACAUACACUCUGAGCCAUGUGAUCAUUCCAGUCCUUUCAAAACACACACACACACGUGUCUAAGGCCUCGACUGACCCAACAAAAUACCACUGAUUACUUGGUGCACACACAAACAAGCUUGUGCCCUUUACCCUACAUCCUUUUCUCAGACAUUCAGCAGGAUUUUUCGAUGAAAAUAUGUGAGUUUCGGCUUUAAGAUGAGGAGAAAGUUUGAAACACCUGUGCUCUACUUUUAUCUGCUCAAAACUUCUUUAUCCCUGAUCUGAUUUAAAUGUACCUGUGUGUAGUCUGUAGCUUGACAGAGCCAAGCCAGGUUUUUUAAGAUAACAAUUUGCCCUGCAGGGUUUACGUCUGGAAACCAUCUGUAGAGGACCAAUUGAUCCUGAUCAGACAUACUCUGAAUAAAUCAGUGGACCACAUUGAUGAUCCAGUACAUUUUUGGAAAAAACAGAAGUCACAGGACACCGCUCGAACGCUUAAAAUAACAUACCUCUUCACAUGCCCUCCUUGUUGUUGCUUUUUGUGAAAUAUUGGAUUUUUCCAGCUUCUCAGGCCUCUUAAGGUCCCAUAAAUGGACAAUUUCCAGAACUAAAUGCAGUCCUUGAAGUGCUCACAACACGUCCAAUCUGUAACCUUUGAUUAUAGGUCAUAAACCAGCCUAAUUUUAAGGGCCACUAGCAUAAAAAGGAUGAACACAAUUGGACUCACUUGAAUCCAGAUGUAGGAUAUUGUAUGUAUGGUGUAAAAACGAAAUGAAGUAUGGCUCUGCAAAAAGUGCAAAGCUGUUAGUCAACCAGAGUUGUAUAACCUCUGCUCCCCAGCUGGUAUGAUUUUCCUGUGAGGGAAUGGGUUGUUUCUUGAUGGUUUGAGUGGAAUCACACAGACAUCAAACUGACUCUCUUUAAUGACGUCUGUCUCCAACAAAGACGCCCAUUUCAGCUCCACGUUGCAAAACUUUGGCCCAUACAUACUGCAGCAUCACGAAACAAAACAGUCACUCACCAUGCUAUUUCACUUCUCUGUCAUUUGGUUGAGCCCCACAAACAAAUGUCUCCAGACUACUGGUAACUCCCGUAGUUACAUUUUGAAAAUAGACGCUUACUUAAAAGCAGGAGGAGAAUGUGUUGUAUUUAGAGGCCGCAAAUAUCACAAGCUUCUCCAACAGAUUGGAAAACAACCGAGAAAAUCUAUUUGCGGCACAAUCUAUUUUAAGGGUUGUGAAUGAGAGGUGUGCUCAUCCUUCUGUUUGUGUAUUCGAAGGUGUGUGUGCUUUCUAGGUGCACUUUGUUUGGGCCAAAGGGUGAGUGCCCAGGCAGCCAGGCAGGGGGUAGUUUUAGGUUCAAACAUCUCUUGUGUUUUAUUCCAUAUCUACUUCUUUGAAAAAAGUAAGUUGGCAUUUAUUGUAGCUCAGUUACUCUGAAGUCAAGAUGAACCAUACAGUCAAAGUACAGAUCCCACACAAAUGGCAAAAAUUAGUUUGACGCAAAUACACCCAACAGUCAUGCCAGUGACCUUUCUCUGAGGCCAGAUUUUGAUUUGUUCUUUCGAGAACAUAUGUGCUGUGCUUUGACGCCCGCUUGUCUUUUUUUUUAACCACACAGUCCUUCUGUACGUGCGCAAAGAGACAGAGGAGGUGUUUGACGCCCUCAUGCUGAAGAAUCCCACACUGAAAGGCCUGGUGGAAGCUGUAAGUUCUCCUCAUUUCAUUGUGGUCACACUGAUGGUUUAUGGAAAUCUUGGCUGUGCACGCUACGACUGUGUGUCUUGGCAAUCGACCCAGAAAUGAAGUCGGGAAAAAGAUGAGAAUAAUCAUGAGUGGAUUUGGGCAAGAGAGAAAGAGGAGGGUGGUGUGUGAGUCAAAAGAGGACACACGAGGGGUAAAAAAAAAAGGGGAGAUUUUACUGGAAAGAUGAGGAAAAAAAUGUUAAGUUGUUAUGUAACGAAAAGGUACAAGGACACUUUGGGGGUAACUAAGUCAAGAAAACAGAGUAUGGGGCUUUUUAACAGUAACUAUGAAGCAUGAACAGUAGAUUUCAUAGACUAAAGUGUGUGUGAAGAUUACAUACAGUGCCAUUUUUUUUUUUUUUGUUAUGAUAAGAAGUCAUGUGAGAUAGGAUGUGUCUUUCAAUAUCUGACUUGUGUUUUUCUCACCCAGAUUGCAGAGAAGUAUGAAUUACCUCUGGACAAGAUUGGAAAAGUCUAUAAGAAGUGCAAGAAAGGGUGAGUAUGAAUCAGUUACACAGUCACACACUUCACCAGGUCUCUGAAGAUAUCACUCCCUCACAGGAACAACCCACAUAACUGACAUUUGCAACUUUAAAUCUUCACGUUUUUCAACCUCAGUAAUUUGUGAUAAAGUAAAACGUAAGCAAUCAACUAGCUGCUGUUUUGAUCUAUUUCAAGUCAUCAUACAAGGUUGAUCUUUAUCGACAUAAGUAUAUUAAAGAUAAAAUAUAAAACACACAUUUUUAAAUUUUCAUACUCAAGCUCCGUGAGCAUUAAGUCAAUUUUAACAUGUUGAAGAAACUGAUGUUUUGCCUAAUCCAACACAACUUCUCAUAAUGAAGGAUGUGUUUCAUUUUUAGAACAAAGCAAGAAGAGCUUUGUAGUCAGGAAAUACUGCCUGUUCAUUCAUUCAUUCAUUCAUUGCAAAUGCAUCAGUCUACAGAAAAUAUGAUGCCAGGAAAAUCAAGAGGCCACCAUUGUUAUACAAGAGAUCUUGCCUUUCUCGCAAGACAUAUAAACAAAACUAUUAAAUGAAAGACACAAGGCAAACUGAAUAUUGAUGUUCAUAAAGAGAUGUUUUUAGAAAUUGAGGGAUUUUUUUUUUCAUUCUCUAAUCAAGAAAACAGUGUGAUAUAAUUUUGGUCUCUUCUCUAUAUCUGAAAUAUAAAACAUAUCUUUUUAGCUUAGCUUGAUUUGCCAGUGACAAAAAUUGAAUACAUUGACUUAUCACAGAUAUAAUGGGGUAGAGUAAGGCUAGAUGUUUUAUCAGUUUUGUAGGCUAAAUCAAGCUAACUAGGCUAUUAUUAAUUUUUUUUUAAGGAAGUGGAGAAGUGUGCCUCAAAGAAAUCAGAAAACAAAUGCUUUCAAAGGAAACUUUUUAAUUUCUCAAAGUGCUUUUUGGUGUAAAAUGUCCAAAUCAGUCAGAAUUUAAGUCACAUUUUAUUUUUUUAAUCUGUGGGAUUGGGGUGAAACAAACUGGUCUCUAACUCGAACUCUUUAACAGGAUUCUUGUCCACAUGGAUGACAAUAUCAUCAAACACUACUCCAAUGAAGACACCUUCCAGAUAACCAUGGAGGAGCAGGGCGGCAUGUACAAACUCACCCUCACUGAAAUCUGAUUGGACAGGAGUAUGUGACAUCACAUGGAGCGGAGCGAUGGAGUCCUCGGGAGUGGUGGUUUACAUGCCUAACUGUACAUGCAGUAAAACGUAAAGCAUGUUUGUGUUCGUGCCUUUUUAAUAAACAGAUGAUGAGAGAUAAAAUCCCACAACAGGAAUUGAAACAGCCAUAGCUCUUAAAUGAUCAUAAAUGUUGAUAAGAUAUUCAGGUUAUACAAUUUGACUCAUCUUGACCUACUUGUGCCUCAAAUGUUAGUGCCUACACAUGUACAUUUUUGUGCAGUGUUUGUGGUGCUGCUAUACCUCAAGCUUUGCAAGCAGCAGUGUUUCUCAUAUGUUGUAGCUCCACAAGGAGAACGGGCUUGUCUUUCCCUUCGUAAAGCCAUAGCACUGAUGAUUACAAUUUGUAAAAGUUGGGUAUUAAGUGCACAAACUUAAGUCAGCAUAUUUUUUUGGAGCCACAGUGCUUCCAGUGUAUUAAUACCAAACAACGUGGCAGUAUUUAGUGUGUGAAACUUUCUUUAACCAUCAUACUGUUAGUGUAGACUAUUGUAAAUGUUGUAUUAUUUUGCAUAGGAUACUUUUUUUUCAAUGUGUAACGGCUCAAAUGAUUUUUCCUCUCAUAUCAGCUAAAAUAAGGGCCUCUUUGUAAGUAUUAAAAGCUAAGAAAUAUAUUAAUAAUAAUAAUGCGAAAAACACAGCUUCCCCUAACCGUAGAGCAGUUUUCUGGAUGUUAAUGAAAAAGGUCAAUGAAUGUCUAGUGCAGCCCACACAGGCUGCACUGGAAGUGCAAUAUGCUAUUUAGAUUUGGACACAUCCAGAAAAACAUCCCUGUUAACAGCAUGAACUUAAGAGUGAGAAAUUGAAACUGAUAAAUUUGUUCAAUUGAAAUGUUGUUGUACAUAUCAGCUGACAAAAGGGUCUAUGUGAUCUCUUCUUUUGUAUCUCAGUACUUAUUGUGUAUAUAUUUAUUAAGAGAAUGGAUGUGGGUCAAUGUUUCUUUUUUUUACCAUAUAUAUCAAAACUUCUUUUAUUCUUAUUAAUAUAAUGUGUUUUUUUUUUCAUUUUAUAAAAAGCUAUUCUAACAUCAAAUGUCAAGGGAUUUAUUAACAUGUUUUUAAAGUCGUUUUUGUAAAGGAUUUGAUGCACAAAGUGCCCAAUAAAGUCUAGACUUCUUCAUA
This is a messenger RNA of Xyrichtys novacula (pearly razorfish), 15385 nucleotides long. The record is from the annotation of a GenBank genome assembly. Lineage: Eukaryota; Metazoa; Chordata; Actinopteri; Labriformes; Labridae.